This is a messenger RNA of Homarus americanus (American lobster), 3690 nucleotides long. RefSeq names its product WW domain-binding protein 2-like (gene Wbp2). The coding region runs from base 71 to 859 and encodes 262 amino acids. Gene Ontology annotation, cellular component: nucleus. Gene Ontology annotation, molecular function: chromatin DNA binding; transcription coactivator activity. The transcript is spliced from 8 exons. Lineage: Eukaryota; Metazoa; Arthropoda; Malacostraca; Decapoda; Nephropidae. The record is from RefSeq and is a predicted model, not a curated record. Gene Ontology annotation, biological process: positive regulation of DNA-templated transcription.
UGAGAAGAAUGAGAUAGGAUAAUAUUGUCUGGAUAUUGAGGUGGUGGUGAGGGAGGUGACAGUAGCCAUCAUGUCGGUCAACACCUCACACGCCGGAAAGGGUGUUCUUAUUUACGCAGGAGAAUGCAUAAUCUUGUUCUGCGAUCACGUGACAAUGGAGUUUGGUGGAGCGCUGCCACCCGAGAUGAAGGGAAAUAAGACCGGCCGCCUCUACUUAACGUCUCACCGAGUCAUCUUCAACAACAAGGAUGCAAAGGAUCGCCUCCAGUCUUUUGCAGCACCGUUCUUCUCACUGAAGGAGUCGGAGGUGGAGCUGGAGCAGCCAGUGUUUGGUGCCAACUACAUCAAGGGAACAGUGGUUGCACAGCCGAAUGGUGGUUGGAAUGGACAAGCCAAGUUCAAGCUGACAUUCAAACAUGGUGGAGCAAUCGAGUUUGGCCAGGCUCUGCUGAAAGUGGCCUCUCUUGCCACUCGUAACAUGGACAAUGGCUACCGUGAUGCUCCUCCACCAUACUCCCAGCCAUCGGCUACCUGGGCUCAGGCUCCUCCCCCAGCCUACGCUCCACCCACUGGUGGCUAUUACGGCUGGGUGCCACCAGUCAACACCUUCCCUGACCGCCCUCCAGCGGACGGUGUCUUCAUGUACGAGGCUCCUCCCCCAUACCCCGGGAUAGGUGGACACAAUGGCUACACCAAUGCUACAGGUGCCACGGGCAUGUCUGCUGCAGAUGCUAAGGCUCAGGAGGCGGCCCAGAGCGCUUACUAUGACCCCAACAAUCCCCAGUAUGCCUACGUACCUCCACCAGCCUAUUCCGAGUCACCACCUUCUUACGAUGUCGCCACUAAGAAAAACCACUGAAGGGGGGUAGCACGGUGUUCUUUCUUCACUGUGAGAUCUAUCGACAGUUGCUGCUAAACUCUUGAUCCUGCAAAAAGCUAUUCAUAGUCAUAUCAAUCUUGUCAUUAUAACCCAAGUAUGUAUUUAUCAAACAUUUUUUCUCUUUUUUUUUCUUAAUUGUGAGUUGUCUCCAUUCUUGAAGCAUUUUGUAGACCAGAGGUGUUUAAAAACUUCACUUUCUGGAGAGGCUGUAAGAACAUUGUGUAGUGUAUUCUAUUAGGAGUAAUUAUAUGAACUAAUAUACUACUAAUAUUAAAGAGUCAUCAUAUGGAAGUGUAGAGGAAAUGGUGUUGGGUAAGGUGCUAACAGUAAGGAAUAAUACCAAGACAUUGUAUUUUAAUCCUGGCUUACCGUCUAUAAAUUUUUUGUACUGAUACCAAGUGAAAGUUUGAAUAGGGAAUAUCUUGGCGUCAGGUGAUUUUUGACACUGUCGAUACUCACUACUCUUUAAAAAUACGUAUGACAACAUUUAAUGCAUUUACUCUAGGGUUAAUGACACACAUAUUCUUAACUCUAACUUCUCCUCUAUUAAAAUCAUGUUUACUGUUCCAUUUGUGUAUAAGAAAUGGCCAUUAUGAAGACUAGCUUGAUGAAGUACUGCUUGAAAAUAUCCCUCACAUUAUGUAUAUGAGAAUUGGCACUGUGUUUAGAAGAGUUUUAUUCAAUUUACCUUGAAUCACUGUACUUUUUUUCCCUGGUAGUCGAUGAACACGAGUGUUUCAGCUCAAUACGAAGCAUAAAAGUUAAAUUAUUAAAUGUUACUGGUAGACAAAAUCAGAAGGUAAUUGCAAGUUAACAUAGAUGAUUGUUAACUCUCUCUUCACCUUCUGUAUUGAUGUCAACAGGUUCAUUAUAAAAGUUAGUCACUGGCUUAAGAUCAUUGGCGAGUUACUUUGUGCAGCGGGUCAGUGCAACUUACCAUCAAAGCUCUCGUGGUAUAUAUUUGUGCCUGUUCUCAAUAUACAGUAAUGUGUGAAUUGGGUUUCAAGGUUUCUAGUUUUUCUUGUUUGAGCUCACUAAAUAGGUUAAUGAUAAGAGGCUAUUAUGAGAAUGAUCUAAGAAUAUUAUGCAGAAUAGCUUACAAGGUGUGUUUGGUGGCCACCUUUGUUAGAGAAUUGUGUGACUUGUGAGGUGUUGGCUGUUUCUUACCAUAAAGUUGUAUUAAGUGUACAUUAUAAUAAAGGGUAACUUAUUUUAGGCUCUUAACUAGUAUGAGUAUUGCAUAGCCACUUAUGACUUUGAUAUUUAUAUUUAUGGUAAAGUAAAUGCAUGGAAACACUCCUUUGCUUAGAGAAUUCCUAAGUAUUUUCCAAGUGGGAAAUACUGUAAGGUUCAUGAAUCUAAUGCCUGGAAAGAAGAGUACCAAGGAGCUAUUGUCAAGUAUUGAGUGUGCAUCAGUAGUACACAAGCAAUUUGUGCACCAAUCCCACAGUUGUUACUUAUAGUUGUGAAUUGUUUUUGAUAGAUCUAGCACAUCUCCACCACAACAUUCUUUCACACUUUAGAGAAUGUUUGACAUUCCUAGGAUAAAAUAUGAUUGCUGGACAGAGGAUAAAUGGAAUACAUUACACUUUAAUUGAUGACGAAUUUCAUUGUAUGUUAAGGGAAGGUUGUGCAGGAGGCUGUCCUCUUGAUGAAGCAAGUGAAGGUUGUUUUGUAUUUCUUUGGGGUAAUUUUGUAAACUAUUCUCCUAAAGCUUAAUUAUUUUCCACAUUUUUAUCGGAAACAAAACCUGCCAGGCAGCAAUUGCAUGACGUAAAUAAGAUGAUAAUGUAGGUAUAAGCCAGGUUAAGGUCAGAGGUCUUAUUCUGCUGACAGUUUUGUACAUCAUUAUGUUUAAGUCAUUUUAUAAUUGUUCAUCUGAAGAUGUCCUCAGACCCGGUUGUACUUUACUCCUUUUGUUGUUUAUUUUCCUAUUUUAAGGGUAUUAUGUACUGUAUUUAGCUUCCAAUGAUGGACUCUGCUAUACAUUAUUUAUGUUUUGUGUUUUCUUGUGAUAGAUCUUCGGUAUUUUCUUGAUUUGAUUCUCGUCACUUGUUGAUAUUUUCUUCUCCGGAAGGUUUCUUUAUCGAGUUAUUUGCUGUCAUAAGCUGCAUUAUAAAAGUGAAAUGAUAUGUUUAGAUUGUUUAGCAAUGUUGGCAGUAUUGAUGUGGGUAAUAAACAUUUGGUAGAGUAGAUUUUUUUUUUCAGUUUUGGAUGUGGGCCACUGUACUGUAGUGUGUAACUCAGAUCUGACAAAGCUGAAGGUCUUAGAUCAAGCCAGCCACAUGUUUUGGUGGGAAGUUCUAAGUUUUAGAUAUUUUGGUUUUAUAUCAAAGUCAUGCAGCAUUGUUCACAUAACUUGAUCACUUUUUAAAAGGACACAAAUGUUUAUGGCCCCUCAAUCAUUGACUCGUCUGUCACAGAGGUGGUGAUAAGAUUCCCACCAGGUUUUAGCAUGGAAGCCCUAAAUUGAAUGUUGUUGUUUUGGGGAAACUUAAGUAUAGAUUGAAAGAGUAGUUUAUUAAGUUAUUCAGUGAUUGUAUUCUCCAUCAGCAUUAGUGAGUAGCAGCCUUAAUGCCAGUUGGAGAGAACCCUCAGCUGAUGUAGUGAUACUAACUGCUCUUGUAACUUUUUGUUGUGAUUCUACCAAACAUUCUUUUCUCAUAUCUCUAAGUUUUCUUUACUGUACUUGUGAGUAGAUAUUGUAAGAUAACCCAUUUUGUUACGACGAAAAUUCAUAUAUUUUGUGAUUAUAUACAUAUAAAUAUAUAUAUAUAUAUAAAUAUAUCCAAUAAAUGUCAUGUAACACA